Messenger RNA from Salvelinus fontinalis (brook trout), 2038 nucleotides. It is a transcript of the gene gpalpp1, whose product is annotated as GPALPP motifs containing 1. The transcript has 7 exons. The record is from RefSeq and is a predicted model, not a curated record. The coding region runs from base 107 to 1213 and encodes 368 amino acids. NCBI's taxonomy places the organism in Eukaryota, Metazoa, Chordata, Actinopteri, Salmoniformes, Salmonidae.
UCCGGUGGUAGAGGUCAGAUUAUAUUUUCGGGUUGAGGUGUCGUUUUUGUCGUUCUCGCCGAGGUGUUUAUUGUUGUAAAAAAUAGCUUAUUAAUAAUUGGUAACCAUGUCAGACGAUGAUUUAAUCGGACCUGCUUUACCCCCGUCGUUCAGAAAAAGCAGCAAUGAUGAUUCUGAUGACGAGGAAGGAUUUGCAGGUCCUGCGCUGCCUCCCGGAUACAAACCGGAGUUGCUCUCCAGCUCGGAGGAUGACUUUGGCCAAGAGGACGAGGUGAUCAAGAGACGAAACAAGACGAGCAGCAGACACGGCCACGGUAGCGGGACGACCAGGGAUGGACCCACCUCAGAAAAACAGCACAGAGUAGAAGAGGCGGUGAGUCGAAGGCUUGCGGAUGAUGAUGAUGAUGAUGGUUUCUUUGGACCAGCUCUUCCUCCUGGGUUCUCAAAGCCACAGGCUUCACCAGAGAGGCCAGCUGUAUUGGGCCCAGCCUUACCCCCAGGAUUUCACAGACCGGCAUCUGAUGAUGAUGAAGAUGAUGAUGAUGGUGAGGAUGAUUUCCCUCGGCCAGCCCUGCCACCGGGCUACACAGCAGAACCCUCCAGUAGUGAUGAAGAGGAGGAGGAUGAAGAGGUGAUCGGGCCCAUGCCUGCUCAAGGUGCCAUCCGGGACUCUGUGGCUAUGGACAUCGAACGCAGAGCUCAGAAGAUGAAGGACAGACUGACGGGAGCAGAUAAUGGUCCGGAGGACGUGGCGCGAGAGACGUGGAUGACAGAGCUUCCUCCAACGCUGCAGCACAUCGGGCUGGGGGCCAGAACCUUCAAGAAAAGGGCUGGACCGGAGAGCAAGGACCGAUCCCUCUGGACCGACACCCCUGCUGACCGAGAACGCAAACUCAAGGAACGACUGGAGGGAAAGGAGAGUGAAGAAACAGAACCGGUCCCUCAACUGUCUCACAAAGACUUACAGAUGGCUGAGAAAGUGUCCAAAUACAACGAAACCAAGCGUGGCGAGUCUCUGAUCAGUCUCCACGAGAAGCAGAUGAAGAAGAGGAAACUGGACGAGGGAGCCAAGCUGGUGGAGAGACGAGCGUUUGACCGGGACCAGGACUUGCAGGUCAACAAGUUUGAUGAGGCUCAGAAACAACGUCUGUUGAAGAAGUCCCAGGAGCUCAACACACGCUUCGGACACAGCAAGGAGAAAAUGUUCCUCUGAGACAAUCCACACAGGAUUGGGCAUUUUUGGUCACCUGACCCAGUCAAUUAUGAUGGGAACGUUCCAGGUUGACUUUUAUUGCAGUCCAAUUGCUCAGAUGAUCAGAACACAUUGUACUGAAUAUGAUCUGAGCUGAACAGAGGUAGUUCAGGUAUAACUUGUAUGUAUUUUGAUAAAAGUGUGAAUAUCAGUUUGAUAGUUAAAUUUUAGUAGGCACUCUUAUCCAGAGUGACUUACAGUAGUGAGUGCAUACAUGUUCUUACUUAUUAUUUCUCCGUACUGGUUUCCCCGUGGGAAUCGAACCCACAACCCUGGCGUUGAAAGCUCCAAUGCUCGACCAACUGAGCCACACGGGACCUCCCUCAUCCUUUUUAGUUUUUAAAGGUCCGAUGCGCAGCUGUUUUUUAAAAUCUUAAUAGCAAAUAAUUUCUGGAGAACAGUUAAGUACAUUACUGUGAUUUUGUUUUCAAUUAAAACGCAAAAGAGUCAUUUUUCAAGCAAGUAUUUUGCUAGGACUAUCUGGGAGUGGUCUGAGUGGGGAGAGGAAAACGAUCUGUUAUUGGCAGAGAGGUUUGGAACUCUCUUUCUUAUUGGUCUACUAACUGGUCAAAACUCCACCCCCACCAAAACAGGCAGACAUUUCAGGAAGUCUUUACAAACAGCUCUUACACUAAAAGGGCAUUGUCAUAUUUUGUCACAAUUUCACAGUAUAAUUCCAACCUCCAUAUUGGUAGAACUAUAUAAAACACUAGAAAUCAUGUUUUUGAUUGGACUGGGCCUAUUGUUUGAGGAGCAUACACAAUAACAAAACUUAAAUCAUGGAAA